UCAUCGGGGCUGCAUUUCUCUGGUUCUUCUCUUCUUCCCUUUCCCCCCACCCCAAUUCUCUCGACUCUCCCUUUCCCUUCCUCUUCACCUUCCGCUCCCUACCCUUCCUCCCCUUCCAUUUAGUACUCUAUACUAUCGCUGAGGUCGUGCUAUGUUGUCAGCCUCCUCGCGAUCAUCGCUGCUUCAUAAUUCCGCCCGUGCCUAACCCUUGCUGAGAUCAGAGUCGGCUCCAUCGCUUUUCUCCGCCUCAGCCGUUCGGCGAUGCUAGGCUUGUCCUGCAUCUAUAUGCCGUGACGUUGUUUCUAUAGCGACUAUAACGGACGCCUUUCCAGCCACCAAUCGGCUAGGCUUAUUCAACCUAUAUCUCGAAGUCGGCGCAAUAGCGCAUGAGCUCUGCGAUUCGUCCCUGCUUCGUCUAUCAAUUAUGGGGGUGGAAUGCCAUGGUCCUAUCUGGGCCCGUGAUGACCUCUCUCGUUGUUUCCAACGCAACUACCUACAAGUGAUCCUCCCGCUCACGGCCUGUGGCCUUUCCCUGAUCUUCAUCGUGCUCCACGUUGCAUACGGCUAUCUGUUUUCUCGGAAAAGAGUUUCAUAUAAAAUUUUAGUGAACAAUGCGGAAGAUGAGGAUACGCAAUCCACGGCUGUUGGGGACGAUGAGGAAGGAGAGACAGAUCCAAUGCUGAAGAAUGCGACGCAAAGUGAAUUGCCCCACUUCGAGGUUGAUCGUCCGCGAGGCGAAAUUGCUGUCAUAUCUCUGGAAAUACUUGCGCUUGCCGGAGAGGUGGCCGUUUUCGUGGCCGUUCUCUCAACGGAUGUUUGGGGUCGCCACGGCUCUCUCCCAGCCAUUGCGAAGCUAGUUUCGUGGUCCUAUAUACUAUUUCUGGCUUUGGUUCGGCUGCUCCUGUCGGCGCUGGACCUACACUCCUCUCCUAGGCUCUGGAACCAUACUGCAGCUUUGUACGGGCUGCAAUGGCUGUUCACAGUCUUCGUCUUCCGAUCUGCCGUCAUCUAUCCCUUGUCCAGGCGCGCCCUUACCUUCAGCUCGAUCGAAUUCGCCCUGUCGACUCUUCUGUUGCUCAUCGCACUGACUACCCGUAGAGGGAACAAGUCUGUUCUGAUUUCACACGAGGACGGCCUGGAGCCCGCGAGGCAUCCCACUGCCAGCCUGCUCUCGCUUGCUACCUUCGGCUGGUUGGACUCCUUGAUCCUCAAGGGCUACAGACAGCCUCUGGAGCUUGAUGACGUCUGGGACUUGACUGCGUCUCAGAAGGCCGCCACUGUGCUGGACGACUUCCGCCGAAGACAUUAUCAGGGUGCGUUGUGGUGGAAGCUGGGCCGCUACUUCUAUGGCACGCUUCUUUAUCAGGGCGCCUGGACAAUUUUCUCGAACCUGUUCACGUAUCUACCCACUAUCUUGCUCAGAGUGAUCCUUCAGUACGUCGAGGAUCCGCGUUCCACAACAGCAAAUGCCGCCUGGCUUUAUGCCAUACUGCUCUUCUGUUCCGGGGCCAUUCAAGGUACAGCUGACGGUCAAGCCCUAUGGAUUGGACGUAAACUCGGCGUGAAAAUCCGUGCAAUCAUCAUUGGUGAGAUCUACGCCAAGGCUUUGCGGAGGAAGGCCGGUUCGACCGCCGAAACCGCUCCCAAGAAGGGACCCGAGUCGGAUGACGACAAGAAAAAGAAGGGAGGUCUGUUUUCCUUCGGCCGCAAGAAGAAGAAGGCCGCAACCGAUCCAGAAACAAACGGCACGGCCGCAAAGGAUUCGGAGGGUGAGGAAAAGCAAUUGGCCAACGUUGGUACCAUUAUCAACCUCAUGGCUAUCGACUCUUUCAAGGUCAGCGAAGUUGGUGCCUACCUGCACUUCCUCUGGGCCAGUGUCCCGACCCAGAUUGUCAUCGCUGUUACUCUUCUCUAUCGCCUCCUGGGCUUGAGUUCCUUGGCUGGAAUCGUUAUCAUGGUGCUCAUGCUGCCCGUGAACCUGGUGAUUGCGAAGCAGUUUUCUAAGGUUCAGAAACAGAUACUGAAGGGCACCGAUGCUCGGAUUCAUAGCACCAAUGAGAUUCUGCAGAACAUCCGGAUUAUCAAGUACUUUGCGUGGGAACAACGCUUUCAGGAUAUCGUCAACGAAAAGCGAAAGACUGAAUUGAAGGCUCUCCGCUUCCGGUACAUUAUCUGGUCUUCAGCAGCUACGGUCUGGUACGGUACACCGAUUCUGAUCACCUUCGCCUCUUUCUUCCUGUACACGGUGGUGGAAAAGAAACAAUUGACACCUUCUAUUGCCUUUCCCGCAUUGUCAAUGUUUUCCCUGCUCCGUGUGCCUCUUGAUCAGCUAGCAGAUAUGGUAGCACACGUGCAAGAAUCCAAGGUCUCCCUCGAUCGUGUCGAUGAAUAUCUCAAUGAGGACGAGACCGAGAAAUACAGGCUGCUUGAGAACGAGGAUGCCCAUGGACAGCCACCUAAGAUCGCACUGGAAAAGGCCACUCUCAGUUGGGGCGCCUCCAAGACGGGAUAUUCCGAUGACCCUUCGGAUGACGCCAAGGACAACUUCCGUCUGAUUAACAUGGAUGUGUCAUUCAAGGUCGGAAAGCUCAACGUUAUCACUGGACCCACUGGCUCUGGAAAGACCUCGAUGUUGAUGGCUCUAUUGGGUGAGAUGAAACUUCUGGAAGGAAGAGUCUAUUUACCUGGCGGUACUGCCAACCGGGCGGAGCUUCCCGUGGAUCCGCAGACCGGUCUGAUUGAGAGCGUCGCCUACUGUGCGCAGGAAGCCUGGCUCGUCAAUGCUACCGUAAAGGACAACAUCGUGUUCGCGUCUCCGUUCGACCAACGUCGGUAUAAUGCCGUGAUCAAGGCUUGUGCUUUGGAGAGAGACCUCCAAAUCCUUGAUGCUGGUGACCAAACCCUCGUGGGAGAAAAGGGUAUCAGCUUGUCAGGUGGCCAGAAACAGCGCAUUUCCCUUGCUCGUGCGGUCUACAGUAGAGCCCGCCACCUGCUCCUGGACGAUUGUUUGAGUGCUGUGGACUCGCACACCGCCAAGCACAUCUUCCGCCAGGCUUUGACCGGUCCUCUUAUGAUGAAUCGUUCCUGCAUUCUUGUCACGCAUAAUGUCGCUCUUACAGUCCCCCAAGCGGACUAUGUUGUGGUCCUCAACAACGGUAAGAUUGCGGCCCAGGGUCCUCCGGAUGAUGUCGCUGCCUCAGGCGCCCUGGGUGACGAGCUUCUGAAAUCUCGGCCAACCUCCAGGGCUAGCACCCCUCGUCUCUCCCGUAGACCCUCCGAUGCUGAGGACCCUCAAGAAGGGACCCACGCGAAUGGCUCGGCAGUCAACGAUACCUCCGCAAAGGUUCAGGAAGGAAAGGAUGAUCCAUCCAAACUCAAUGAGUCCAAAAGCGUCGGUAGCAUCAAGUGGUCAACGAUCAAAAUGUACUUGCUUUCUAUGGGGUCUUGGUCGUACUGGGUCGUUGCUGUUCUAGUGUUCUGUCUGCAACAACUGGGAUCGGUCUCUACCAAUAUCUGGAUCAGACAAUGGGCGAAUUCAUAUCAAACCCAUAGCUCUGGACAACCGGAUGCUGGCGACUAUGCGGCCGUGGCCAACUUCAAAAUGCCCUCGUUCAAUGCUGGCGGUGUUCCUCGAACCUCAGUCCUCAGCGCCCCCCAGUUCAGCACGGAAAAGAAUGCUGCCACUAACACUGAUGUCAACGUCACGUAUUAUCUUGGCGUCUACGCGCUGUUGGGUCUGUCUUUUGUUCUGAUCUCCCUUCUGAGGGAAGCCGUUCUUUUCUGGGGUUCGCUUCACGCCUCGUUCACUAUUCACCAACGUCUCUUGAAGUCUGUGAUUCACGCCAAGUUCAAGUUUUUCGAUUCGACCCCCUUGGGCCAAUUGAUGAACCGCUUCUCGAAAGAUGUUGAGGCAGUUGACCAGGAAGUAGCUCCCGUGGCAAUUGGUAUGCUUCACAGUCUGGCAUCUGUGAUAAUGAUUGUGAUUUUGAUCUCCGCCAUCACCCCCGGCUUCUUGAUCGCUGGGAUCUUUAUCACGCUGGUCUAUAUUGCCCUCGGUGCCGUCUACGUGAACUCGUCUCGGGACCUGAAGAGGCUCGAAUCCGUACAGAGGAGUCCGUUGUACCAACAGUUUGGAGAGACUUUGAAUGGUAUCGUCACCAUCCGCGCCUAUGGUGAUGGACCGCGAUUCAUCGUCGAUAACCACCGUCGAAUCAAUGCCUACAACCGGCCUCACAUCUACCUUUGGGCAAGCAACCGCUGGCUGGCGCUGCGCGUUGAUGUCACCGGAGCUCUGGUGUCUUUCUUCACGGCUGCCUUCGUCCUCGCUAAUGUUGGGAAGGUCGACGCGGGUGCUGCCGGACUUUCGUUGACCUACGCGGUGACAUUUACCGACAAUAUUCUAUGGCUGGUCCGGUUGUACUCCGAGGUCCAGCAGAAUAUGAACUCGGUGGAGCGAGUGAACGAAUACCUUGAGGUCGAACAGGAGGCCGAUGCUGUCAUUGCCGACUCCAGACCGCCAUCUCAGUGGCCCAGCGGGGGUUCCGUUGAGUUCGUCAAUUAUACCACGCGGUACCGGUCUGACCUGGAUCCUGUCCUCCGGAAUGUGUCGUUCAAGGUUCAACCUGGGGAGAAGGUUGGCAUUGUUGGUCGUACCGGUGCUGGAAAGAGUUCACUCGCCCUUGCGCUGUUCCGCGGACUUGAGGCCGAGAAGGGACGCAUCGUUAUCGACAAUGUGGACAUCAGCAAGAUCGGCCUUCGCGACUUGCGUGAAGCAAUCACCAUCGUUCCACAAGACCCUACUCUCUUCACCGGUACCAUCCGGACCAACCUUGAUCCAUUCAACCUGUUCAGUGACGAACAAAUCUUCACCGCUCUGCGCCGCGUCCAUCUGAUCGGCCCCGGAACCUCGGGCACUGCUACACCCAUGACGAGCAGCACUAUUGCCGAGCCCAGCACGAACGGGGUUACCAGCAGUACUGUGCUUGACAAUAAGAAUAUCUUCUUGAACCUGGAGACGGCCGUUUCCGAGUCCGGGUCCAACCUGUCCCAGGGUCAGCGCCAGCUCCUCUGCCUGGCCCGUGCCCUCCUCAAGAACCCCAAGGUUCUCAUGAUGGACGAAGCCACCGCCUCGAUUGACUACAACACGGAUUCCAAGAUCCAGGAGACCCUGCGCGAACUUCGCGAAAGCACGAUCAUCACCAUUGCCCAUCGCCUGCAAACCAUCAUCGACUAUGAUAAGGUGCUGGUGCUUGACCAUGGUCAGGUGAUUGAGUUCGAGCAUCCCUGGACCUUGAUCAAUCGGGAGGAUGGUCUCUUCCGAAGCAUGUGCGAGAACAGUGGAAAUAUGGACGGUCUCUUGGAGGGUGCCAAGAAGGCCUGGGAAAGCACCCACGGCGCAAGCGCCUCAACAUAGAGCUGCAUAUAUUAAGUCAUCUGUACUAAGGGGAUUGUUUUCAUUCUGAUUGCAUACAUACAUCCCUGCUGUUCUUUUCGCUGUGAAUUCUUUAUUUCUUGCAGCGGGGCCAUAAAAGUUAUGGUACAUAAUUAAGUGAUCGGAUUUCAUUAUAAAACUGGCGCAUUGACGUCCAUGUAUGUGUCUGUCUGUCUGUGUCUGAGUCCAGCAUCUUGUUUUAUCUGUUUACUACAUAUGAAAUAGAGAAUCGAAC
Aspergillus homomorphus CBS 101889 is the source of this 5666-nucleotide messenger RNA. RefSeq names its product putative ABC bile acid transporter. The record is from RefSeq and is a predicted model, not a curated record. The coding region runs from base 425 to 5413 and encodes 1662 amino acids. Gene Ontology annotation, molecular function: ATP binding; ATP hydrolysis activity; ABC-type peptide transporter activity. The transcript has 2 exons. Gene Ontology annotation, cellular component: fungal-type vacuole; fungal-type vacuole membrane. Gene Ontology annotation, biological process: transmembrane transport. NCBI's taxonomy places the organism in Eukaryota, Fungi, Ascomycota, Eurotiomycetes, Eurotiales, Aspergillaceae.